GAGUAAGCGGUCCAGUUCUAUGCAUUAUCAAGGCUUGUUCAUCUUACCUCGGAAUAGUGGUAUUGUGAACUAAGUGAACCAGCCAAAGGAUUUUUAGGUUAGGGUAAGUGUCAAAAUCAAAAAACGAAAACAAAUAUAAAUUUUUGAAACUUAUCCAUUUCAUCACAAAAAGGUAGUACAUUUUUGGCGGGUCAUCAUUAUGUUCCUAAGGAGUAUUUGCCGUAAACCUGUUGCAGGCAGUUUUAUUAGAAAUAAAAGUCAGUCUUCUGCAGAGUAUUGUAUGGAAUCUGUGAAGCAAUAUGAUUAUGAAAACUUUGCUUGUACAAUUUUGCUACCUAACAGCUGCAGAGCUUGUGCUUUUGCAGUUCGUAGUUUUAAUGUUGAAGUUGCCCGAAUAGCUGAACAAGUAUCACAAGAAAGCAUUGCACUGAUGAGACUGAAGUUUUGGGAAGAAGCAAUAGAAAAAUGUCUGUGCAAUAAUCCAAAAAUCGUGCCCAAGCAUCCUGUAGCCAUAGAGAUAUACAAGGCUCAUUCAAAGCACAAAUUGUCAAAGAGGUAUUUCCAAAGGCUUAUAUUAUCAAGGCAUGAAUACUUUAAACAAAACACAUUUAAUAAGUUAGAAGAUUUAGAAAAGUAUGCAGAAAAAACUGUUUCUAGUAUUUAUUAUCUGAUUUUGGAAGGAUCAAAUGUUAAAAAUAUGAGUGCAGAUCAUGCUGCCUCACAUUUAGGAAAGGCACAAGGCAUAGCACAACAGAUAAGGAGUGCUUCACAUGCAAGAAGGUUGAAUUUCAUUCCGAUACCUUUGGAAGUUCUUGCAAAAAACAAAGCUACCCAAGAAGACUUAUUAAGAUCCAAAAGCACUGAAACCCUUAGAGAAUCUGUGUUUGAAGUUGCAACCAGAUCACAUCAGCAUCUAGAAAAAGCAAGAAGUCUUCUUGAAAGUGUUCCUAGUGAUGCAAGAAGAGUUUUGUUACCUGCAAUACCUGUGAGAAUAUAUUUGGACAGGCUGCAAAGGGUAAAUUAUGAUAUUUUUCAUCCUAGUCUCCAACAGAGGUCAUGGAAAAUGCUGCCCCAGUUGUGGCUAUACAAUGUUAGAAAUAAGUACUAAUUGUUUCAAACCAUCAUAAAACACAACUGUGAUAUAUCUUUAGGUCAAUAAAGCAUCAUUUUGACAAAUUCUUACUAAAAGAGGUUCAUGCCAACCAGCUUAUGCCCAAAAUUAAAAUAGUAAACGGUCUCACAAAGUUGUAGACAAAUCCAAAAACCAAGGCAAGGAUCUUUUUUAUUGCUAUCACCAUUUUUGCCGCGACCUGGACCAUUGGAAAAUGCUGAAUUCAGUGAGUCUCUUUAUUUUAAUCUUUCAUUUGGUUUUCCUUGGCAGAAAACAAAAGAACCGAAACACAUAUAUUUUAUACAAAAGUAUGAUAUAUUUAUGGUAAUUUAUGUUCACAUACAUUGUAUAUCUUAAAAAAUAAUAAAAUUAAC
This is a messenger RNA of Acanthoscelides obtectus, 1485 nucleotides long. The record is from the annotation of a GenBank genome assembly. Lineage: Eukaryota; Metazoa; Arthropoda; Insecta; Coleoptera; Chrysomelidae.